AUGGGAUCUAAGAAUCUCUACCAUCGACGCCUUGUUGCCGAGUCCGGCGCGAAAGCAUGCUGGAUCUGCUACAAACCAUCAUCAACCGUCCUCAUAACUCCGGACCAAGAUGACUGGUUUCAUAUAUGCCCCGGCCACUUGAAAGAUCGCAAGUUUGUGCUUCCGAAGGAUGAAGAGGACCUGGCAGAGAAGAAGCGGCAGGAGGAAUUGGAGAAGGAGAUUGAGGUGGUAAAGAAGGAAUUCGAGGAGAAGAUGCGCAAGAAGCUGGAUCGCCGGCGGCAGAAGGAGUAUGAGAAAGAGGGCAAGAAAGAGGAGAAGAAGGAUGAGGCCAAGGACGACGAAAAGGAUGAGAAGGAGAAAGAGGACAAGUUGAAGGAGUUGGAGAAGAAGAAGGAGCCCGCGAAAGCUGUUGUUGAGGGUCCGCGAGUGUUUGAAUUGCACAAGAACUUCUUCCAGAUGCGCCAACAGAAGAAGAGGGAUGCUGAGAUGGCGAAGAGGCAGAGGGAGAGAUUGCGGAAUGGUUCUGCCUUUCCUGCAGUACCUGGGGGUAACUUGGGGUAG
This is a messenger RNA of Saxophila tyrrhenica, 561 nucleotides long. RefSeq lists its product as uncharacterized. Gene Ontology annotation, cellular component: endosome. Lineage: Eukaryota; Fungi; Ascomycota; Dothideomycetes; Mycosphaerellales; Extremaceae. The record is from RefSeq and is a predicted model, not a curated record. The transcript has a single exon. Bases 1 to 561 code for a protein of 186 amino acids. Gene Ontology annotation, biological process: vacuolar transport.